Ostrea edulis (European flat oyster) is the source of this 2753-nucleotide messenger RNA. RefSeq names its product hemicentin-1-like. Bases 66 to 2462 code for a protein of 798 amino acids. The record is from RefSeq and is a predicted model, not a curated record. Gene Ontology annotation, molecular function: protein binding. The transcript is spliced from 17 exons. NCBI's taxonomy places the organism in Eukaryota, Metazoa, Mollusca, Bivalvia, Ostreida, Ostreidae.
CACUAACACGUCUCCGUACGUUAUGUUUGUUUACAAUACAAGGAAGUUUAUUAGUUAUAGAAAGAAUGGAUUAUCAAAGAUACAGUAUCUCAAGUAGAAUUUUAAACCUGAUCUGCGUCUUAAUAAUACAACAUCAACAUAUCCACGGUUCCGUAACCCUGACUGUCUCCCCGUCCGGUGAUGUAGAAGUGAACCAGACGGUGACAAUACAGUGUUCCUUCGAGUUGAAUCCAAUCGUGGCAAUAUUUUACUCCAGUAGAAAUCCAACAUCUCAAUUCUGUGAUCUGGAACCUUCAGGAGGAGUGUGUAAACCAAAUACAUGUUCUAGAAACUACGUCACAACAUGUCCUAAUGACACAACAUACAGUGUCCAGUAUCCCGUUCCUCAGAGCUGGAAUGGGGCAAGUGUUUACUGUGUAGGUUUAUCAGGAGUGGAAAGGAGUAACCAAGUCGCCUUUUCUGUUACUGUACUGGUCACAUCAUUGACACUGACCCCUGUCCAGAUAUCGGUGGAUGCCAGUGAGCACAUAAAUCUGAUGUGUCGGACAGACUACUGUAACCCAGCAGCCAACAUCACAUGGUACAAAUCAUCCACUGUCAUCAGCAGUCAAAUCACAUCCACAACGGACUCCAACAGUGAUGGCCUCCACAGAACGACCUCGGUACUGACCUAUACAGGUGUGGCAGGAGACAACGGUCAACAGGUGUACUGUAGAGCCAGUAACAGACAAGGGGUGUAUGUGGAAUCCAACAAAGAUUUGUUGGAUGUCAGAUAUCCUCCAUCGUUUGACCCCGCCAUCUCAGCCUCUCCUCCAGGAUUACAGUACGACAAUGGAACACAUGUCAGCCUGACAUGUGAACUGUCAGGAGGAAAUCCUGUAGCCAUGUUGUCAUGGAGAUGUAAAGGAGUUGACAUGACAGGAACCAAUCAAAGCAGCACUACUACAUCUAUUUCUCUGUUGUCUUUGCUGAUGGACAGUUCAUAUAACAACAAACAGUGUACCUGCACAGCCAAUCAUCGACUCCUAACCAGCACCAAAUCAGAAAGUGUCUUACUGACUGUAUUCUAUAACAAUGUUAUAUUAUCAAGUUUGAAUAAAGAAUAUGUCAUCAAUGAAUAUGGACGACUUCAGAUAAAAUGUGAUGUGGAUGGAAAUCCGUUAUCUACCAUCACAUGGAUGUUUGUUCAAAACAACACUGCUGUUAAGAGAGACUCUAAUGUAAACAGUAGCACACUGGAUAUAUCAUCAGCGAAUUGCUUAGAUCACGGGAGUUACAAAGUUACAGCUGAAAAUGGGAAGGGACCAGCAGCUGUCAGAACAACCAAUUUGGUGGUUAGGUGUAAACCCCGACUGCAUUACAGUGCUUCCCAGACUCCGGACAGUCUUGUUAUAGGAAAUUGCGACUUUCUUCAAAUUCUUGUGAGAUUAUUAUUAUACCCACCAGCGACUCUGAUACAGUGGACUUUCAUAGGAGAAAACAAUGUCAGUAGAGUCCUUCAGAAUAAUACAGAUGGCUACAGAAUAACAGACGCUAAAGGUGAAAAUGAACAAACCAUCACUCUACACAAAAGUAGGGUUUAUGCAGAGGAUUUUGGAGAUUACACGCUAAUGGUUCAGAAUGGUGUUGGUACUUUCUACAGGAGCUAUCAAGUGGACACCUCAACACCACCAUUGAUACCAACCAAUGUUACACUGGACUGCGGCAACCCCUUUUCCAUAAAGUUAUCGUGGAUUUCUAACUUUAAUGGUGGAGAUAGUCAGACUUUUAAAAUUUCCUAUUCCACUGUCGGGAAUAUAUCAGACUUAUUUAAAGAUGUGGAGUACAUUCAUGACGAGGGAUAUGGAAGACUCUACAGUUACACUCCCAGCAUUGAGCUUCAGGGAACAGUAUGGUUUACAGUUACUGCCUUCAACAUGCUUGGGAAAUCUACAUCAAAUGCUGUCCAUUGUACUGUUGCAGGAAUACAGGAGAGUGUAGAGAAUCAGACCGGGGUAGCUGUUGGGAGUGCUGUAGGGAUCGUGACCUUCAUCAUUAUUAUCCUAGUCCUCGUGAUCUUUCUCCGAAGGCGCUAUACAUUCAUAAUAAAGUUGGAGAGAAAGAACAUAGAUAAAGGUGUAAAAAGAACUGAUUUAACAAAAGACGAAUCCAGUAUCCCAAUGGCAGAACGCACUGUACAUUUACACGGAGAAAGGGGUAUGUAUGAAGAAUUGACAGAGAAAGAAAAUGGAAAUCAGUAUGAGGGUCUCUCCACUAAAGAUCAACAAGAAAGCGAGAGACAAAUUUAUGAGAGCAUACAAGGAUCCAGUGGUGAAAGUAAAUAUGAGAAACUUUCAACUGUCUCUAAGAAAGAAGGUGACAAUGAAGGAUUGCCACAUGAAAAGGUGAUGACAACAAACAGCGAUCAAUGUCAGAACUCCUAUGAAGAAUACAGAAUCGAUAGUUGGAAAACACGUUCCUGAGGACAUACCAGAGACGAUGACGACAAAUACCAGAAUUCUCAAAAACCGAAGACUUCAUCACCAUCCGAUGUCUACCUCAAUGCCUCAUUUCAGAAUUAGAAGUCUCGAAGGAGGUCUAAGCGGCAGUUUGAAAUGAUAUUUACCAAAGAAAGACUACGUACAAAAUUGAUAUUAAUUGCACCGAAAUAUUUAACGCACGGAAAUACAUAUGCGUGGUUUAAUUUAUACAUAUGUACCUCGUAAACGAUUGUAGUUUAAACUUGUUAUGUAUGAUAAUGAAAUUUACAAAGU